AUCUAGCCGUCUGUUGUUAUAAGAGUCCGACGAUUUUCCCGCUCCGUCGACACUUCUUCCUCCGCCAUUUCGUAAAAGGUUCACCAGAUCUAAGUCGAACUCAUAAAAGCUCUGACAAUGGCGGACGAAAUCGGAUUCUUCCAACUCAACACCGGAGCAAAGAUCCCAUCCGUCGGUCUCGGGACAUGGCAAGCUGCUCCUGGCGUCGUUGGAGACGCUGUCGCCGCCGCUGUGAAGAUUGGAUAUCAGCAUAUUGAUUGUGCUUCAAGAUAUGGCAAUGAAAUUGAGAUUGGGAAAGUUCUGAAGAAGUUGUUUGAUGAUGGCGUAGUGAAGCGUGAGAAGCUGUUCAUCACAUCAAAAAUCUGGUUGACUGAUCUUGAUCCUCCAGAUGUGCAAGAGGCAUUGAAUAGAACUCUACAGGAUCUGCAGCUUGAUUACGUCGAUCUGUAUCUCAUGCACUGGCCUGUUCGGUUGAAGAAAGGCGCUGUUGACUUUAAGCCUGAGAACAUUAUGCCUAUCGAUAUUCCUAGCACAUGGAAAGCAAUGGAAGCACUGUAUGAUUCUGGCAAGGCACGAGCCAUUGGCGUAAGUAAUUUCUCUACAAAGAAACUCUCAGAUCUCGUGGAGGCUGCUCGUGUUCCUCCCACUGUAAACCAGGUGGAAUGUCAUCCUUCAUGGCAACAACAUAAGCUACAUGAGUUCUGCAAGUCCAAAGGGAUACACCUGUCAGGAUAUUCGCCAUUGGGUUCUCCUGGAACAACGUGGGUGAAGGCCGAUGUUCUAAAGAGUCCGGUUAUUGAAACGGUUGCUAAAGAACUCGGGAAGUCCCCCGCACAAACCGCUCUUCGAUGGGGACUUCAAAUGGGUCAUAGUAUACUUCCCAAAAGCACAAAUGAAAAUAGAAUCAGAGAGAAUUUCGAUGUAUUGGGAUGGUCAAUCUCAGAAGAAAUGUUUGACAAGUUUUCCAAGAUAGAACAGGUUAGGUUAGUCCAAGGCACAUCGUUUGUUCAUGAGACAUUGAGUCCUUAUAAGACACUUGAAGAGCUUUGGGAUGGUGAGAUAUGAAUCAUAAGCGUCUUUUGUUGAAUUCUAAAGUUUAACCAUUUUCGUUUGAAGAUGAGAAAACUAUGUUCCACUUUGCUUGUUUACAGGAAAUAAUGUGUAAUUCGUUUCAAUUUUCAA
Molecule: messenger RNA, 1182 nt
Organism: Arabidopsis lyrata subsp. lyrata
Lineage: Eukaryota; Viridiplantae; Streptophyta; Magnoliopsida; Brassicales; Brassicaceae
Product: aldo-keto reductase family 4 member C11
Exons: 7
Coding region: 118-1065 (315 amino acids)
Cellular component (GO): cytosol
Molecular function (GO): aldose reductase (NADPH) activity
Source: RefSeq, a predicted model, not a curated record